This is a messenger RNA of Syngnathus typhle (broad-nosed pipefish), 2353 nucleotides long. It is a transcript of the gene sapcd1, whose product is annotated as suppressor APC domain containing 1. The record is from RefSeq and is a predicted model, not a curated record. Lineage: Eukaryota; Metazoa; Chordata; Actinopteri; Syngnathiformes; Syngnathidae. The transcript has 4 exons. The coding region runs from base 23 to 637 and encodes 204 amino acids.
AUUGGCUCGCCCCAGGGGCACCAUGCUGUCUGUUCCUGCCUGCCUGCUAUUGCUUCUCUUUUUUUCUCUCUUUUGUUUCCACCCAUCCCUUACUUUUUUGUCGUUGUCGUACUCUGUCAGCCAGGCGUUUGUAGCAGCUCUGUUGCCGUCCAUGGCCAGCCGUCCCCCCGCCGCCUCUUGCUCCUACACGGUGGUCCUCAUCCCGUUCAGGAGCAACCUGGACGCACUUCGCUUCUACUUGUGGAUCAGGCAUCUCAAGGAUCUAGAAAAGGAAAAAGACAUCCUGUGCUGUGGUCUGGAGAUUCUGGACCAAGCCCGACUCUGGUACCACCAUCAACUAGAAAAGAACAAGGCCCAGCUGGCUGACGCCGACAGCAAGAGUCGGGUCAAUUCCCCUCGAGAAGGUGUCGCAAAGGUCCAUUCCUGUUGGCUGAGGUCACACAUGGAGCAGGUGAACGCAUCUCUGGCUUCUGUCAUGGCUGAGCCCUUUGGCACCAACAAUAAUGACGCUGCAGCAGAGAGCGCCCUCCGGUGGCAACACACCCUACUCACACAAAAAGUGAGUCACAAGAAUCGCCAAAUCUCCAUGUUAGAGAUGGAAAAAGAAGCGCUCAUUGAACAACUUUAUGAAGUUUAACCUGCCAUGUCACCUCGGUGUCACGGAUGGGAUGGAGCAGGGCGACCAAAUGCAGCUUGGACCAGGGUUUAUUGAAGGGAACUCAAAAGGCAAACAUGACUCAACAAACAAUAUCUUGACUGACUGGCCGGGAGGUGAAACAAGAAGACGACAACAACACAAUGAUCAAACCAGGAUUUAAAUACACGACAGGUAACAAGAGGCAAGUGGGAAUGAUCACACUAAUCAUGGGCACACAGGAGGGGAGGGCUAAUACAAUUAUUUUACUUUUCAAAUUUCAGACACGUAUUAAGUAGCAUCCUUGUUUGCAUUGGGCGCGUACGGGCUCUCUGCCUCGACACGCCGAGCCGGCUCGGUGGUCCCGUGCUGAUCUUAGUUGUGCUGAUAAAUUUUAUCUAAGACGGUCAUCAGGCGAGUCUACGGGAAUUUCGAGCCCCUCCUCUCACUCUUUUUUUUUUUGCACUUGGUCACUGAAUAACAGAAACUCCACUUGACGUUUUGACCCCGCUAUUUUGUCUCUUUUGAACCAAAAUGUGACGAGAGGACAGUUUCGAAGAAUCUAUUUUGUGAUGUCAUACUAAAUUGUAGAGGGAUAUAAAGGUCUAACCUCUCCGUCACGCCCUAGUGAGCACUUUUUGCUCACUUCCUGCAAGUAAGCAGAUUAAAAUCAACCCGUGUGCGUCCAAACGAAAAACAUCCAUUAUGGAGGUGGCUUUCAUUUAAGGAGCUUCAUGCUUUCUGCCUUCAAACUGCAACUGAACCAUCAAGGCCCGGGUACCAGCACUUGUCGAUUUACCAUCUCCACUUCACAUGCUGAGAAACUUUGUUUUGGACGUGUCACGCCUCACGGUUCAGCUCAAAUGCACCCCGUGCGGGUCUGAUCAAAUCCUCUAUGUCAAUAUCGGGUUUUAUUUUCCAGUUUUGUGGGUUUUGCGCAAAUCUUAAGUCGCUUCCGUGCAGGUCCGUAGCGGUGGGAAGAUCUGGGGGUCCUUGAUAAAUGACUUCCUGUCAUGCUUGUAAUAUACAGUGACCGGACUCUUCAUUAGGUACACCUGCUUGCCCAAUUCAAAUGAGUCCAAAUAUGUGAGUGCUGAAUUUUGAUAGAAAUGCGGUCCUUGUAGUUUUAAUGAUGCUAUCAGGUAAGUACAAAUACUGGCGCAUUAUCUUUGGAGUAAAAUUGGAUAACUACUUCUUUAAAGAAAAGUGUCCAAUGUUGUCACUGGCAUUUUUGUGAGCAGCUUCCAGUGACAUCCCAGCAACGUUAAGGUCUAAAAGUUCCUGCAGAUGUUUGAUAUAGUCGAUGGCGGCCCGCAGCGUCUCCACUUUACUUAGCCUCUUGUCGUCGAAUUCCUGCGGCAGGCGCUCCCGGAGGCGCGCGUAGCCCUCGUUGACGCAGCGCACCCGGUGGCGCUCCCUCUCGUUCCUCUUGUGAAUAAACGCCGGCUCCAGCGAAUGUUCACACCUGCUCACCGGACCGGGACACGAGUAAUAGUGCAGACCUCCGUAUGGGAACUUGGAGCGGGCACGCUCGAGGUACGCUGGCUCCAGGUGGAAGGAUGGAAGACCGAAGUGGUGGCGCGCACCCGUGAUGUCCACCGAGAAGCAGUGGAGCGCCAGUGGUGGAAUAUAUGGAAUAUGCUCCGUCGUCUCAUUACGACAAGACAUUUUCAUCCCUGAAAUAAAUGUAAUUAGUAUUUAUAAAAAUUGUAAGCAUGU